AUGCACCAUUCAAGCAACAUACUGUUGAUACUGACAGGUCUUGGAGUAGCAAACAUGGUGACAGGACAUCCUGUGGACAGGAAAACCUUGUUCAACCUGGGAUCUACAUCUAAAUCUCUGGUUCCUCACAUCUUAGCAGACAUCCUCAAUGACAAGGAAAACCACGACGGAAGAAUCGCCUGGAACAGCACACUGCGCGAGAUUCUCAGACAUAGCCAUGACUUUGAGGUGCCCCUGCCCUGGGCUGACACGACCUUGAAGGAUAUGUUGGUCUACAAGUCAGGCAGCAGUGCAGCAGAUCUGGCAACCAUGGUCGGGCUGCCCAAGGAGGUGACGAUGGAGGAAAUCGUUCGGCGUCUAAGAUUUCUCCCCGACCACGCAGAUUUUCUCCACUCUAAUCACUAUAGCAACAUCAUGUACACGGUUGCCGGCCAUCUUGCCGAGAGGCUGACGGGAAUGUCCUGGUUAGAGUUAGUCAAGAGAAGAGUCUUGGAGAAGCACCACAUGAAUACCUCAUCGUUUGCACCAGAAGGGAUGACCCAAGAGGACUCUGCCUAUCCGUACAGGUUCCACUCAUCAAAGGAUCCUUUUGUAGAGCAGAACGUAUCACUUUUUAACUUACAACCAUUCCUUCCCGUGGGAUCUCUCAUGGCGUCAGCAGACGACAUCACGAAAUGGCUGCGGCAUCUCCUUCACAACCUGCACGCCACGGGAAAUGACUCGGGAAUUAACAUGCUCAUCAGCGACGCCUUCCACCAGUGGGUGACUGUCCCUGGCAACCAUCGCGAAGGGACGCUGGCCCACGAGUCUGAGGUUGCCUUGGGAUACGGCAUGGGCUGGUACUCUUCCACGUACAGAGGUCAAAGACGGUUCAAGUUUAGUGGUUCGCUGUACGCCUACAACUCUCAGAUCUGGCUGUUUCCAGACUCCAUGUCUGCCAUAUUUGUCGCCAUCAACGGACCCGGAAAUGAGCGCGCCCUCAGAGCCCUAGACGGCAUCAUGUUCUACAUUUCUGACAUCACCCUGGGGAAAUCUACCUGGGUCGACACGAAUCUCACCUGCUGCUGCCAUGCGGCAGAUUAUGAUUAUGACGACCAUAAAGAAGAAAUCGCACCUGAGGAACUCAAAAUGGUGAAAUACCUAGCACCUGUUGAAAAAUAUAUCGGAAGUUACGGUCACGGAUUGGUCGGGGAUCUGAAAAUUGAGCCAAACGAAGCUGGGGUUUUGAUUUUGAAGCUGGGUCGAAAUCUUAAAGGGGAAUUAACUCCUGGUGUUACAGAAUCCAAACUGAAGUUCACUGUUUCAAGUCCAUUGUUAGGACACUGA
This is a messenger RNA of Candidula unifasciata, 1326 nucleotides long. The record is from the annotation of a GenBank genome assembly. NCBI's taxonomy places the organism in Eukaryota, Metazoa, Mollusca, Gastropoda, Stylommatophora, Geomitridae.